Messenger RNA from Salvia splendens (bonfire salvia), 1531 nucleotides. Its product is annotated as histone acetyltransferase MCC1. Gene Ontology annotation, cellular component: Golgi membrane. NCBI's taxonomy places the organism in Eukaryota, Viridiplantae, Streptophyta, Magnoliopsida, Lamiales, Lamiaceae. The record is from RefSeq and is a predicted model, not a curated record. The coding region runs from base 416 to 1111 and encodes 231 amino acids. Gene Ontology annotation, molecular function: protein-N-terminal amino-acid acetyltransferase activity; histone acetyltransferase activity. The transcript is spliced from 6 exons. Gene Ontology annotation, biological process: N-terminal peptidyl-methionine acetylation.
UAAAUUGAACAAUACUGAAAUCAGCUCAACUCAGAUUCGAUUACGCAAUUCUUGAAUUAAGAAGAUCCCUCACCUGAUUACAUAGUUGAUUGACUGUUCACUCAAAUUGUGAAGAAUACGAAAAAAAUCAAAUUCUCAAGAAUAAUUACGAAAAGGCGAGUCUUGAUUACGCUUAAAAAGUUCGAAAUCCAAAGAGGAAGGAAAGAGGGAUUUAUUCCUUUUUUGCAAUCGGUGAAGGAAAAGUCGAAUAAUCGUUUCUUUUUGGUCCCGUUUCCGCUUCUAUUUUUCUCCCAUCUGCGCGGCCCAGAUUAAAGGAUUCUCAAAGUUGCAUGGCUGAUGUAAUUAAUGUUGCAUAAAUGGAAGAGAUCAUUGGCUUGUGGAGUUUCUGCAUACAUAAAAUCUUCUCUGGGGAUUGAUGCUACAUCCUUCAAUGGUAAACAUCAAAGUUCACCGCCGUCCAGUUAUAGUUUAUAGGCCAAUACAGCCAUCUGACUUGGAGAUUCUUGAGAGAACUCAUGGCGAACUAUUUCCCAUAAGGUAUGAAUCCAAGUUCUUUCAGAAUGUUGUCAAUGGGCAAGAUAUUGUGUCAUGGGGAGCUGUUGAUCAAAGUCGUCCGAAUGAACAGAGUGACGAACUUAUUGGAUUUGUUACUGUAAGGAUUAUUCCAUCCAAAGACAGUGAGGUGGAAGAUUUAUUGAGCUUUGAAGCAUCAAGAACAGAUCAAACAUUAGUAUACAUCCUAACAUUGGGAGUCGUCGAUUCCUACAGAAAUCUGGGAAUUGCCAGUUCACUAAUCCAUGAGGUCAUAAAGUAUGCCUUGAGUCUUUCAAGUUGCCGUGCUGUUUAUCUCCACGUGAUCUCAUACAAUAACCCAGCCAUACAUCUGUACAAGAAAAUGUCAUUUCAGUGUGUAAGGCGGCUGUACAAUUUUUAUUACAUCAACGGGCAAUAUUAUGAUUCCUAUCUGUUUGUCUACUACGUGAAUGGCGGUCGGUCUCCCUGCUCUCCGCUGCUGUACGCAUUGCAAGUAACUUUGCCUUGCAUCCUGCAGAGAACUUGUCACGUUGUUUGUCACUUAUGCACGGAGUGGAUUCAAAUUAAUGGCUGCUAAGCUGUGGAAAAACAAGGAGAGGAUGAUCUCCAAGUGGCCCAAGUAUAAAGAAUCGAGCUAUCUUCUUCCUACAGUUCCGACGAAAAGAAUCCUCACGAACGAGGGUUCUAGGCGCCAGUUUGUCUAAGUCCAUCGACUCAGGCAACGGGUAUCUAAGAACUCAACCCAUAUUCAUUUGUCCACUUAAUGACAAGCAUCGUGGCUGUUGGCGUGCGUGCUUGGUGAAUCUUGAUGAGUAUAGAUGGGUAUAUUUCUAACUAGAUAUGGCUUCUCUACAUGCAUCUGUUGUAACAUAGUUCUUGCAUUUCUGCUAAAUGUGUUUUAUGCAUGCUAGAAAAUGGUUAAGUUUCAAUUUACUUGUAUUUGAAUGUUAGAAAUUGGUAGCUUGGCUUCUACUGUAAAAUUUGUUUGUUAUUCUUA